AACGGUCAAGAAUGAUUAUGAAACUUGUAGCCUGCAACUUAGAUCUGCUCUUAAAAAGUUUGCUGAGAGAUACAAUUCAGCAAAAACUAGAUCUAUCCCGGUAUUGGCAUCCAUUCUUUAUAAUAUAGGUCGUGAUACAGACCCACUUGUACGG
Racocetra persica is the source of this 154-nucleotide messenger RNA. The record is from the annotation of a GenBank genome assembly. NCBI's taxonomy places the organism in Eukaryota, Fungi, Glomeromycota, Glomeromycetes, Diversisporales, Gigasporaceae.